Molecule: messenger RNA, 2820 nt
Organism: Anolis sagrei ordinatus
Lineage: Eukaryota; Metazoa; Chordata; Lepidosauria; Squamata; Anolidae
Gene: RYK
Product: receptor like tyrosine kinase
Biological process (GO): axonogenesis; cell surface receptor protein tyrosine kinase signaling pathway; positive regulation of kinase activity
Cellular component (GO): signaling receptor complex; plasma membrane
Molecular function (GO): ATP binding; protein kinase activity
Source: RefSeq, a predicted model, not a curated record
GGAGCGAAGGGGGCGAUGGUGCGGGGCGGCCAGGGCCAUGGCAGCUUCCUCCGCCCCUUCGUGCUGCUCGCCGUCCUCUUGCCUCCGUGGCCCCCCGCGGGCGCCGAGACUCUGAGGGAGCCCCUCGAGGCGACCCUCGCCGCCACCGCCUCCGCCAUUGGGCCGGGCCUCAGCGUCUACAUGAGCCAGGAGGAGGUGCGCCGCCUCAUCGGUAUUGAUGCAGAACUUUAUUAUGUGAGGAAUGAUCUUAUCAAUCACUACGCUUUGUCAUUUAAUCUACUAGUACCUGUAGAGACAAACAACCUCCAUUUCAGUUGGCACGCUAAGGCAAAGAUUGAAUAUAAGCUGGGGUUUCAGGUUGAUAAUCUUUUGGCUAUGGAUAUGCCACAGGCCAAUAUUUCUGACCAAGGAGAAGUUCCUCACACGUUAUCUGUAUUUCGAGUGGAACUUUCUUGCACUGGCCGACUAGACUCUGAGGUUACAGUACUAAUGCAACUCAACAUGACAGUAAAUGCUUCCAAAAAUAUCACAGUCUUAAAUUUCAAACGAAGGAAAAUGUGCUAUAAAAAACUUGAACAAGAAGUAAAAACUCCAGUACUGGACAAAAAUAGCAGCAAAGCUAUUUUUGAUCCUGUAAAUGCAGCGCCCACUACAUCUACACGUGUGUUUUAUAUCAGUGUUGGUGUUUGCUGUGCAGUCAUUUUCUUAAUAGCAAUAAUACUAGCAGUUUUACAUCUUCAUAGUAUGAAAAGAAUAGAAUUGGAAGACAGCAUUAGUGACAGCAGUAGUUCACAAGGCUUAUCCCAACCUUCAACGCAAACAACUCAGUACCUGAGGGCUGAUACACCUAACAACGCAACACCAAUUACCAGUUAUCCUACAUUACGGAUAGAGAAGAAUGACCUUAAAAGUGUAACCCUGAUGGAAGCAAAAGCUAAAGUGAAAGACAUAGCGAUCUCCAGGGAGAGGAUAACACUAAAAGAUGUUCUUCAAGAAGGUACAUUUGGGCGAAUUUUUCAUGGAACUCUAAUAGAAGAGAAAGAUCCUAGUAAAGAAAAGCAAAUGUUUGUCAAAACAGUAAAAGAUCAAGCUUCAGAAGUUCAAGUGACCAUGAUGUUGACGGAAAGCUGUAAACUCAGAGGUCUUCAUCACAGGAAUCUUCUCCCUAUCACUCAUGUUUGCAUAGAAGAAGGAGAAAAGCCUAUGGUGUUGUUGCCUUAUAUGAAUUGGGGAAAUCUUAAAUUGUUCUUACGGCAAUGCAAAUUAGUAGAAGCAAAUAAUCCUCAGGCAAUUUCACAACAAGAUCUUGUACAUAUGGCUAUUCAGAUUGCCUGUGGAAUGAGCUACUUGGCCCGCAGAGAGGUCAUUCAUAAAGACCUGGCUGCUAGAAACUGUGUCAUUGAUGAUGCACUUCAGGUAAAGAUUACAGACAAUGCCCUGUCCAGAGACCUCUUUCCCAUGGAUUAUCAUUGCCUUGGAGACAAUGAAAACAGACCAGUGCGGUGGAUGGCUCUUGAAAGCUUAGUUAACAAUGAAUUUUCUGGUGCUAGUGAUGUGUGGUCUUUUGGAGUGACCUUGUGGGAAUUGAUGACUUUGGGACAGACACCUUAUGUAGAUAUUGACCCCUUUGAGAUGGCAGCGUAUCUAAAAGAUGGAUACAGAAUAGCUCAGCCCAUCAACUGCCCUGAUGAAUUAUUUGCUGUGAUGGCUUGUUGCUGGGCACUAGAUCCUGAGGAGAGACCUAAAUUCCAGCAGCUGGUGCAAUGCCUCACUGAAUUCCAUGCAGCAUUGGGAGCCUAUGUUUGAUACCAGAUGCCAAUCUGUUCUACUUGGAAAGGGACACUGUUUUCACAUUACAGUGAAAUUUGACAUUUAUGUCUAUUUAUAAACACCAUGCCCUCUAUCUACAACGCUUUACCUGGAUGUAAGCCCCACUGAUUUCAGUGGAAUAAUCCACAUCGUGUGUUUAGGAUCAAGGAACCAGCAUGUAAACUUUUAGAAGAAGAUCUUCCCAAAUCACCGUGCCUUAAAAUAGUCUGUCCUUCUUUAAAGAUUAGGCUUUAUUCUACAUGCCACUUACAUGGAAUACAAGACUUGCACUUCCCCAAUAUUUCCUGAAAUGUAGUUACAAUGGAUUGGAACAUGAACUAAGUGGAUUCUGGCACUGUUUAAAAAGCGCACAAAUACCCAAGGUGUUUGACUAACAAGUAUGGGAGUGCUUUUGUUUUUGUUUUGUUUUUAAAAGACAACAACAAAAGUGACAAAAGGCGUCCCCCCUUUCUCCCCUAUGCCAAAAGACCUGUAUGUGGAAGCAUCAAAAUAUUUAGGAUGAUUUGACUCGUUUUGGUGUUGGUAAUUAUAGCUGGAAUAGCUCUUUUUGUAUCUGUUACUUUCCAUUAAGAUGACAGCACAAUAUGGUAAAAACCACAAGUGGCCUUUUACUCUGUUUUAAUACCAUUUUUCAAUAGGCGUUAUUGUGAGAGGGGAAAAACUUCUUAGAAGAAAAGCAGUUAUGGAAACUGAUUCCAGUUAAUCUGAGAGCAGGUAAAAUGCAGUUUUGUGCUAAAUGGAUAAUUGCAGGCAGGAUAUACCAAGUGCUAGAUCUUCAGAGAAGCACCAAAACAGCCUUGCAUUAGGAGCCUUUCACCUCAGACUGUAGAAUGAAGUUUUUCUUUUUAAAAAGGUACGGUUUAUGUGUUUAGGAUUUUUUAUGACCUGAAAAUGAAUAAAAUAUAUAAAUAUAUAUAUAUUUGUAAAGAUGCAUUUGAAAACAAAAAAUACCUGUGUUUUCUUGAAUUAAUUAGAAACUUUCGUCUCUGA